Messenger RNA from Haliotis rubra (blacklip abalone), 397 nucleotides. RefSeq names its product hyaluronan mediated motility receptor-like. Lineage: Eukaryota; Metazoa; Mollusca; Gastropoda; Lepetellida; Haliotidae. The record is from RefSeq and is a predicted model, not a curated record. The transcript is spliced from 3 exons. Bases 115 to 396 code for a protein of 93 amino acids.
UUGGCAGGAGAGCACCUGUGCAACUCGGCGGUUGCUUCAAAACAUUUUUGUUGUGGUGGGACGAGUCUAUGGGCUUCUUUGUUUGAAAUCUGUUGCAUUCCUGCUGGAAUCGCCAUGUCGUUUUCAAAAGCAAGUUUGAAAAGAUUCAACGAAGUCAAAGCCAGUGCCCCUCCUGUUGGUGCGUAUGACCCCAGAGAGCUGAAGUCUGCACAUGGUGGUGUCUUUGUGAAGUCGGACAGGUUCAACAAUGACAAAGAAUUUGGUCCCAGCCCAGCAGACUUCGACAUCAGUACAUGCAGCGUGAUCAGUGGUGUCAGCAUGUUGGCGGGGAACAAUCCCGGGCCCCGGCGUGUUCUCCAGCACCCCCAGGAAGAAAUCCCUGACCCAUGCUGCUAGC